UCUUUCUUUCUUUCUUUUUUUCUUUUUCUCGCGUUUUUUCACGGCCGUUCUUUUCAUCGAUUUUCUGUCUACUAAUUUUGCACUUCCAAAUCUGAUGCAUAUUUUUCUUUCUCCCCCAAUCUGAUCUCCUUUUUCUGAAAGAAAAACCGAAAAAUAAGAAUAAAAAAAUUCAAACCCUAACCCUAGAUUUUCGAGAUUUCCGGCGAUAUGACGGACCAAAAUGACGCCUUCCUGCGCAACCAAAACGCCGCCGUUCAGGGUCGCACAAAAGCCCAGAAUCGCGCUAAUGUUCUUCAGCUUAAGAUGAUUGGACAAUCUCAUCCGACUGGUCUGACGCCCAAUUUGCUGAAGCUUUUCGAGCCUCGACCUCCGCUGGAGUAUAAGCCGCCUCCUGAGAAGAGGAAAUGCCCUCCUUAUAUGGGAAUGGCGCAAUAUGCGAAUCUUUUUGCUGAGCCUGGGGAUCCUGAGUAUGCCCCACCUGUCAAAGAAGCUGAAACUCCGUCACAAAGAAGGGCCAGAAUUCACGAAUUGCGAUUGGAGAAGGGUGCUGCAAAGGCUGCAGAAGAGCUAGAGAAAUAUGAUCCACAGAGUAACCAAAGUGCAACUGAAGACCCGUACAAGACUCUGUUUGUUGCUAGGCUGAGUUAUGAGACCUCAGAGAGCAGGCUGAAAAGGGAGUUUGAAACCUAUGGGGCCAUAAAGCGGGUCAAAAUGGUCUAUGACAAAGAGACAAACAAACCAAAAGGCUAUGCUUUCAUAGAAUAUGCUCAUACAAGGGACAUGAAAGCUGCAUACAAGCAAGCUGAUGGAAGGAAAAUUGAUGGAAGGAGGGUUCUGGUAGAUGUCGAGCGUGGAAGAACUGUUCCCAACUGGCGGCCUCGCAGGCUGGGUGGCGGAUUAGGAACAACUAGAGUGGGAGGUGAAGAUGUCAAUCAGAGGCAUUCUACAAGGGAGCCUCCUGCAGGAGGGCCAUCUCGAUCGGAAGAGCCCAAGAUACGAGAGGAUAGAGAUAGAGAAAAAUCUAGAGAAAGGGGCAGGGAGAGAGAAAAGGAACGAGAAAAAUCUCGUGAGCGAUCCCAUGAAAGGCCAAGAGACCGCGAUCACAAGGAGGAUAGGCAUCACAGAGAUCGUGAUAGAACUAGAGACAAGGAGAGGGACAGAGGUCGUGAUCGCGAUCGUGACCGUGAUCGUACACGUGAUCGCGAUAGAGGUAAGGAUCGUGGUCGUGAGCAUGAUAGAGAAAGGGAUCAUGGGCGUUCUCGUGACAGGCACCGAGAUAGGGACCGUGACUAUGAAGCUGGGGAAACAGACCAUGAUCGUGGGCAUUCCCGUGAUAGGGAUUAUGACUAUGAUCACGCAGAAGCUAAACAUGAUCGUGGCAGGCAUGGUGAGAGAGAACGAGGUUAUGAUCAUGCUGGAGCAGAUGAGGAACGAGGAUGGUAUGAGGAUGAUCAUGAGCACAAGCGUUCUGAAACUGAACCUGAUGAUAAGAGUUAUGACCAUUAUGGGCAUCACCAAGGGCGGGGACAAUAUGAUAACAAAGAUGCUCUUGGGGAUAAUGACCGUUACAAUCAUAUGGAAGAAGAUGACUACAGUUACGAUCGAGAUGCCUGAAGAAGGUGAAGACUAAAGAGAGCUCUUGAACCCAAUAGAGACAGAAGGUUUUGGGUGAUUAUUUCCUUGGCAGUUCUUUAUUUAAAUCACAGGAAGUUUGAGCUCCGUCGGGGUUAUUACCUGCAAUGGUCAGAGUUGGGCCCUUUUUGCUCCUAGGGAGGUAUUGUAAUGUUACUUGUUUAGGUAAGAAUCUUUUGUGUUUCAGUAGUACUGGUUUCAUUGUCCUGCUUUUUUCGCUCUUCUGGGUAAGAGAAGAGGAGAGGAGAGGGGUGGGGAGGGGGUUGUUACUCUGUUAGAGUGCUUGUUCUGGCUUGUAAUUCUAUUUGCCUUUGAAAAGACCGUGGCUGUUUAUGGCAUUUGUAGUGCAUUUGGUGGACUGCACCCAGCUAUUGCUUUGACAGCUUUGUGCAUUAUGUGCAAAAGGGAAGAGGGAGCUGUAGUACAUCAUUAGUACUAUAAUGAACUUUGGAGUUAAUUUUCUCAAAUACUGCAAAAUAGUCCACCCAAAAGUUAUCAGGUUCUGGUUUUCUGAAGGCCUAGAUAUAUGCAGGUUUCAUGGGUAAGUUUUUCUUUUA
Messenger RNA from Beta vulgaris subsp. vulgaris (sugar beet), 2189 nucleotides. RefSeq names its product U1 small nuclear ribonucleoprotein 70 kDa. The record is from RefSeq and is a predicted model, not a curated record. Bases 208 to 1614 code for a protein of 468 amino acids. The transcript has 10 exons. Gene Ontology annotation, cellular component: U1 snRNP; U2-type prespliceosome; precatalytic spliceosome. Gene Ontology annotation, biological process: mRNA splicing, via spliceosome. Gene Ontology annotation, molecular function: U1 snRNA binding; mRNA binding. NCBI's taxonomy places the organism in Eukaryota, Viridiplantae, Streptophyta, Magnoliopsida, Caryophyllales, Amaranthaceae.